Molecule: messenger RNA, 2105 nt
Organism: Ictidomys tridecemlineatus (thirteen-lined ground squirrel)
Lineage: Eukaryota; Metazoa; Chordata; Mammalia; Rodentia; Sciuridae
Product: NXPE family member 1
Source: RefSeq, a predicted model, not a curated record
AUGGCUAAUUUCACUGGGGUCCUUGGCUGUAAUAUGCCUCCAUCAAGAAUCCUGAAAAACAUUUCCCUUUUGCCUCUAAAGCAACCAAAGAUAAUAGUGGGCCAGCCUAUUCCUUGUGUAACCUUGGUGUUCAUGGAUGCCAGCUCUACGGGGAAAAUUGGCAUAAUAUAUUUCCACCCUGAUACCAGGAGUACUCCCAGCAACCUGGCUUCCAGUGAACCUAUCCAGAGAGUGGAGAAUUCCAUGGGACAUGGAGAUGAAGAAUUUCUUAAUGAGAUCCUGCACUGGACAAGGCAUGAAAUUAGCUGCACCACUCCUGGAAUUAUUGCCUUGGUAGCUUCCAUCACCUCCACAACCACUGCUACUGCUUUGUUCACUCAGAGUAUCCAGACUACUCAGACUUUCUCCUUCAGUUUGAGAAACUGUAUUGCCAAGAAACAAGGGGAAACCUCACCUUCAGAGACUGAGCUGAGAAUAAAGGAGAUCCUGGGGAGACUAGACCAGCUGAUCCCGCCCAGACCCUUCACCCAUGAGGACACCACCACCAGUGCCACACACAGCACAGCCACCCUCCUCCACCCAAGGGACACAUACUGCAGGGGGGACCAGCUAGACAUCCUGCUGGAGGCCAGGGACCACCUGGGACGCAGGAAGGAAUAUGGAGGGGACUUUUUGAGGGCCAGGAUGUCCUCCCCAGCCCUGAAGGCAGGUGCCUCAGGAAAGGUGACAGACUUCCACAAUGGCACCUACCUUGUCAGCUUCACUCUGUUCUGGGAGGGCCAGGUCUCCCUGUCUCUCCUGCUCAUCCACCCCAGUGAAGGGGUGUCGGCUCUCUGGAGGGCAAGGAACCAAGGCUAUGAUAAAAUUAUUUUCAAAGGUAAAUUUGUUAAUGGCACCUCCCAAGUCUUCACUGAAUGUGGCCUGACCCUAAACUCUAGCUCUGAACUGUGCACCUACCUGUACGGGAGAGACCAGGAAGCCUUCUACUGCAUGAAGCCUCAACACAUGCCCUGUGAGGCCCUGACCCAUGUGUUCACCAUGAACAGAGAAAUUUCUUAUCUUUCUGCCAAGGAAAAAAGGCUUUUCCAGAAGUCCAAAGUGGGAGUUGAAAUGAUGAAAGAUCUUGAACAUAUCAAUGUCUCCCAUUGUAACAAGAGAGAAAAGAGCACAGAGAAAUGCCAAAUUGGAAAGAAGACUCCAGUCCCCAGUGGAUACACUUUACAAGGAAGGUGGAUAACAACAUUUUGCAACCAGAUUCAACUAGAUACAAACAAGAUCAAUGGCUGCUUGAAAGGAAAACUCAUUUACCUGCUGGGAGACUCCACACUUCGUCAGUGGAUCCAAUACUUACCCAGAGUUGCAAAAACACUGAAAUUUUUUGAUCUUCAUGGAACUGGACCUUUUAAGAAAUAUUUGCUUCUGGAUGCUGAAAGACAUACUCAGAUACAAUGGAAAAAACAUAUCUAUCCUUUUAUCACUUCUCACCUCUACUCUGUGAGAGAUGCAGGUUAUAUCCCUCAGGAAAUUGACCAGAUUUCAGGUGACAAAAACACAGCCAUUGUCAUAACCUUUGGCCAACACUUCAGACCCUUCCCCAUUGAUGUUUUCAUUCGCAGGGCCAUCAGUGUUCGAAAAGCUAUUGAACGACUAUUCCUAAGAAGCCCAGACACUAAAGUGAUCAUUAAGACAGAAAAUAUCAGGGAGAUGCACUUAGAAACAGAGUGGUUUGGAGACUUCCAUGGUUACAUUCAGUAUCUUACCCUGAAUGACAUUUUCAAAGAUCUCAAUGUGAGUGUCAUUGAUGCCUGGGACAUGACCAUUGCAUAUGGCACCAAUAAUGUCCACCCACCUGAUGUUGUGAUUGGAAGUCAGAUUAACAUGUUCUUAAACUACAUUUGCUAAAGAAAAUAUUUGCAAAGUCACUAGGAACCAAUUUUCACAUCCCUUGUGUAUUUUCAAUGAAAUGUUAUUCAUUUUAAGGACUAAGACAAUCAAACAUAAAAGAACCUAUCCAUGGGAUUGUUUGUGAGAAACUUAAAGAAAGACAAUAAGAAUGGAGAUAAGAUAAAAAGUUUAAAAAAUCAUAUAUUAAGAAUGACCUUACC